Molecule: messenger RNA, 894 nt
Organism: Phoenix dactylifera (date palm)
Lineage: Eukaryota; Viridiplantae; Streptophyta; Magnoliopsida; Arecales; Arecaceae
Source: RefSeq, a predicted model, not a curated record
AUGGGAAUUGAUUUCAUGGGCCCAUUUCCUUCUUCCUUCAAUAAUCAGUACAAUCUGGUAGCAGUGGAUUAUGUGUCUAAAUGGGUUGAAGUUACUGCAACUCAGACUAAUGACUCUCGGAUGGUGAUGAGAUUUGUGAAGAAAAAUAUUUUUUCAAGAUUUGGUGUGCUGAGAGCUAUUAUUAGUGAUGAAGGCUCCCAUUUUUGUAAUCGGUCAUUUGAGGCUUUGUUGAAGAAAUAUGGGGUUACUCAUAAGGUGGCACUUGCCUAUCAUCCCCAAACAAAUGGGCAAGUGGAACUUGCAAAUAGGGAAUUGAAGCAAAUUUUGGAGAAAAUUGUGAGCAGUUCAAGAAAGGAUUGGGCGAAUAAGUUAGAUGAUGCACAUUGCCCCUAUAGGACAGCUUUCAAGACACCUUUGGGUAUGUCUCCUUACAGACUUGUCUUUGGAAAGUCUUGUCACUUACCAGUGGAAUUGGAACAUAGGGCCUAUUGGGCAAUCAAGGAGUUGAACAUGGACUUGAAAGCUGCGGGAGAAAAAAAAUUGUUACAGUUGAGUGAGUUUGAGGAGUUUAGGUUGGAUGCUUAUAAAAAUACUCGGAUUUACAAGGAAAAGAUAAAGCAUUGGCAUGAUAAACAUUUUCAGAUUAGAAACUUCGAAAUUGGGCAGCAAGUAUUACUCUUCAACUCAAGACUUAAGUUAUUUCCAGGCAAGCUUCAUUCUAGGCGGUCUGGCCCAUUCACGAUAACGAAAGUGUAUCCAUAUGGUGCUGUUGAGGUGCGUAGUGAGGUCACUGGUGCAUUUAAGGUUAAUGGGCAGUGUUUGAAGCCUUAUCUUUCUAGUAAUGCGGUUCCUAAAGGAGUGAUUUACUCUUUGAAGAAUCCUACCUAUGGUUGA